Molecule: messenger RNA, 8635 nt
Organism: Xyrichtys novacula (pearly razorfish)
Lineage: Eukaryota; Metazoa; Chordata; Actinopteri; Labriformes; Labridae
Source: the annotation of a GenBank genome assembly
AGCCGGACCCUAUACUCAGUCGGACAAUAUCACAAUCGGCUUCUGUUUGAUUUUUUUUCUCUCAGAUCGUCGAUUAAAAACAAAAUUUAACUCUUUAUUUUAUUAAAAACUUUUUCAGUGGUUCGAUAAAACCAGCGGAGACCCGGUACCGGACGGUGUCGGUUCUGGAUGUGCCUGUAAGGGUUCGGAGAUGUCGGACCCGGAUCCUGAUCUACGUGGACAGUAAGAGAGUCUGGGGUCUUCAGCUGGUCUCACUGAGUCUGGGGCUGUUUUCAGGAGAAACCGGACCGGAACCGGACAGUUCGGGGUUUUAAAGAUGAUGUACUCAUCGAGGAGGAAACCGGUUCUGUACUUUAAAGAGGAGAGGAGGUAAGAACCCGGUACCGGUUCUGGUUCUGGUUCAACCAGGUCAGGGUUCUCCAGGUCUUUGGGGAGAGGGGCGCAGGUCCAGUUUAACGAAGAACCAGAACCAGAAUUUAGCUGCUGAUUCAUGUGAAAACCUGUGGUGUCCAAACGGUGGUCCGGGGACCGUAAAGAGUUCUCUGUAAAAAUGAUCGGCUGAAUAUCGGUGUCAGUUAAAGGGAUAUUCCGUAAAAUUAGGGGUCAAACUCACCGUAACACCGAGUUAGACCCCCCCUCCAGAGAUGAAUGUUGUCGACCGCUUCCUUCUCUAGUUAUACCAACUUUAGUAACGACCGCAGGAUAGAAAUACAGAGAGGUCUGAGGAGCCAUAAACAAACCUCAACCAAAACGCCACUCUAUAGAGAGACCUCAGGACAGUCCAUUAUGGACUACAGCGGGGUGCCGCAGCUCAAGGAAGAACAUUUAUGAUCAUUUCUUCAUGGAAAUACAAUCAGACCGAGACGCUAAGACAGAAGAACUACAGCGUCUGUAAAAUGAUCAAUAAGGUGAUUAUUACUUCAAGGAAAUGAUAAAGAAAUGAUCAUAAAUGUUCUUCCUUGACUCUGUAGUUGGAAUCACCGUAUGAUGGUCUUAACAUCACCUGUCUGUGAACUGUCCUGAGGUCUGAUGGAUCUAAAUCUAACACUCUUUUGGAAAGAACUGGAAAUCAUAGAUGCUGCAUCCUCAGUUCCAAAAUUAAUAUUCAAGAAGAGCUUUAUAUAUUUAUUGAUCCUGAAGAGGAAGUUUGAUGAUUCAUGACCGACUGAAAGAUUUUAGGGUUCAGAAAAACAUUUAAAACACAAAUAAAUUUGCUGAGACCAGAAAAAUGUUACAGAAGUUUGAGUUUUGUGUGUUUGUCUGUUCCUCUUUCUGAUCGUGUGUGUGUGUCUGUGUGUUUGUGUGUGUGUGUGUGUGUGUGUGUGUGUGUGUGUGUGUCUGUGUCCUGAUGAUGAAACUUUGUUGUUGUGACUCAUCUUCUCAAACUUAUUUCUCAAAUCUAUAUAAAAAAAACUUCUUUUAAACAAGUUUAAACCAUCUAUGUCAGUAAAAUAAAACUUAAAAUGAUGAUUUUUUAUAAUUAAAUUUUUUUCAAAUAAAAAUGAACAAAUUUUUUUAGUGUGACUACUUUUAAACUUCACUUUGAAACAGAUCAGCUGAUGGAUUUAAGGAACCGUCUUUGACUUCCUGUGAUUCUUUCGUCGCUCUCUCGGUCAGAUCGGAUUAAUUUUGGCGUUUUUUUUUCACUUCCUGUUUUGUCGUGUCUCCUCAGGUUCCUGUCGGCUCGAUGUACGGUCUACAAACUCUUCGGUCUCUGCAUGGUGCUGCUGCUCGUCUCUCUGCUCUGGCUGCAGCUCAGCUGUUCAGGUGACAUGUCCACCGCCGCCGCCGCGCACGGGGAAAGACGCCCCUCCCAGCAGCAGCUGCAGGCUCCGCCCUGCCCGGCUGACAGUCAGGCGUCUGCGACGGACGACCCCUCCUGGGGUCCUCACAAACUGGCGCUCAUCAUUCCCUUCAGGGAGCGCUUCGAGGAGCUGCUGGUGUUCGUUCCCUUCAUGCACACGUUCCUCAACAAGAAGAAGAUCCGACACAAGAUCCUGAUCGUCAACCAGGUGGAUCACUUCAGGUGAGGGAACACCUCUGACCUCUGACCUCCUGAAACCCGGGGCCUCAUUUAUUAACGCUGCGUACACACACAAGAAAGCACACGCCACUUGUAAGCGAUGUUUGGGAUUGUUCUGACCCUGAGAAACGAGAAACUUCGACCCCGACAGUAAAAGAAGGAAAUUAACCUGUCGUGAUCUUUCCUACGCACAGUUUUCUAAAUGAGGGCUCAGGUCUCUAAUGUGGACUUCAUGAUCCCUCUCAGAGUUUCCCUUCAGUACUUUUGGGUCCACGCCGCCUGUCCUCUCUGUUCCAGGUUUAACCGGGCCUCGCUGAUCAACGUGGGUUACCUGGAGAGCGGGAACGACACCGACUACCUGGCCAUGCAUGACGUGGACCUGCUGCCUCUCAAUGAAGCUCUGGACUACGGUUUCCCGGAGGAGGGUCCGUUUCACGUGGCCUCGCCUGAGCUGCACCCGCUGUACCACUACAAGACCUACGUGGGCGGGAUCCUGCUGCUCACCAAGAAACACUACGGCAUGGUACUGAGGGUCAAAGGUCAAACUCGGGGUUAUUCAGCCCGUGAGGACAGACUGAGGGGGAACAGUCUCCCUCUGUCCGUGUCAGUCAUGUAAUGAUUCAGAGCGUCCACUAGAUGGAGCUGUUCGAUGAAAGAGUCAUAUCUCGGUGUGUUUGUGUUUUCAGUGUAACGGGAUGUCCAACAGGUUCUGGGGGUGGGGCCGAGAGGACGACGAGUUCUACAGACGGCUGAGGAAAGCCGAGUUACAGGUAAACCCUGAACACCUGUCCUGAUGAAAACCAGGGGGCGCUGUGACCCCGUUUGUUGAACCAGCGUCUGUCUGUCUGUCUGUCUGUCUCUGCAGCUCUUCAGACCGAGUGGAAUCACAACAGGGUAUAAAACGUUUCUCCACAUCCACGACCCGGCCUGGAGGAAGAGGGACCAGAAGAGAGUGGCGGCUCAGAAACAGGUACAGGACUUAUCUCCUCAGAGCGACGACGACUGAUUUCAGACUCUGUUAUUCAAAGAUAUCAAACCGGACAUUUUCACUUCCUUUUAAAAUCGCCUGUUUUUGGUUUUAAAUCAGCAGAAAAAUGAAAAGACAGCUCGUCUUAGACGCUGAAAACAUCUUUAAUAAAUUCUGAUUUUAUUCUGUUUUUCGCCGAUCCAGGAGAUGAACUCUUAGAAGUUCCCUGAAGUUAAACAUCGUCUUUAAACGGCGAAACGUGUUUAUGUUGAGUUGAAUGAAGCCUGAUCUAACAUGGAUGAUAUUGAAGAGUCUGACUUUGAUAUCGUUUCUGUUUUUCAUUAAAAAUAAUGACUGUCAGUCCGGGUUCAUUGACUGAGUACAGCUCACAUAGACAUAGAUGCUGGACACACGUCACAGGUAUGAAGGUCUUCCUUUAAAAACUCUUUGUCUGGAUGGACGCAGAUGUUGCUCCUAAACCUGGAGAUCUUGUUUAAAACUGAGGAUGCAGCAUCUAUGAUUUCCAGUUCUAGAUUGAAAGGACAACUGGACUCAGGCAAAUGCCGCAAGUAAGUCCAGUUGUCCUUUUAAGAACGUAAGAUUUUGAUCCAUCAGACCUCAAGACAGUUCAAGGAGAAGUGAUGUUAAAGGGAUAUUCUGGUGUAAAAUUAAUUUAGUGUCAAACCCACCAUAACACCGAGUUAGACCCCCCUCCAGAGAUGAAUGUUGUCCAUUACGGACUACAGCGGGGUGCCGCAGCUCAAGGAAGAACAUUUAUGGUCAUUUCUUCAUGGAAAUACAAUCAGACCGAGACGCUAAGACAGAAGAACUACUGCGUCUGUAAAUGAUUAAUAUGGUGAUUAUUACUUCAAGGAAAUGAUAAAGAAAUGAUCAUAAAUGUUCUUCCUUGAGCUGCGGCACCCCGCUGUAGUCCCUACAAACUCCAGUAUUCAGGUGAUAGAUUUUUAAAAAGUUCAUGAUUAAAAUAAAGUGAUUUAUUCUCUAAAAGGAUCUAUAAAUAAUCCGAAAGUUCUGAAAACCUGUAAAAGAAAAAGACACCCGGUCUUCAUUCUCACCCCUCGCCCCCGCCCCCCUGGUUUCUCUCUCCUGUAGGAGCAGUUUAAGGUGGACCCUGAGGGGGGGCUGACUAACCUUCGUUACCAGGUGGAGUCCCGACAGGAGCUGACCAUCAGCGGGGCGCCGUGCACCGUCAUCAACACCAAACUGGAGUGUGACCAGAACCAGACGCCCUGGUGUCUGCUGGUGUAGAGGAGCCAAACGUGUCGGUACACCGCGGCGGAUGUUUUAAACUCGACUGAAAAGAUGAUCCUGCUCUCAGAUUUUGCCAAAAGUUGCUGCCGCUCUGACAGAUCUGUAGAAAAACGGUACAAACAGACUUCUUGAACUCUGACUCGGUUCUGUGCCGAACUUGAACAGAAAUAACGAUGCGCUGAAAUCUCCCCAAGGGUCAAACUUCCUGUCUUUGUUACGAUGAACUCAAACCUGCUGUUUUUUAAAGAGGAGCGGGAGACCUGACCCAAGAUCAGAACCUCCUCAUGAGUCUGUCGGUGCAAUACCAGAACUAAGUUAUCAGGAGAUGGACGGUUACAGUAAACUGGAGACCCGCACGGCCAAACCGGACUGUUCGAGCUGACCUCAGUCCUGGUUCUGGUUCCUGCUGGCGUGACGUGAAUGCAGACUUUUAUUUUUUUUAAUCUGGGAUCGUGCAAACGGAGCAGAGAGCUGGACGGCUAAAACAAGACGACCUCAGAAACCAAACGAGCGUCACUGAGCGGUUCGUUUCGCUGAAGUCUGCCUCAUAUCACCAAAAGUGUCAGAGGAAGUUUAUCGUGUCUGUCUGAGCUGGGAUGUAACGGUAAAAAACAACAAAAGCGUUUCUUCAAAUCAGAAAAAUUAGAAAUAAACGUCAGUACCCUUUUUUAAACAGCAGGGGGCGUCAUGUGAGAGAAUCUGCACACGUGUGUCGAUUCUGAUGAAAACUACCAGAGUAAUAUUUCACAGAAAGACUAACCGUACGACUUCUUUCUCAGACAAUUUCAUCCUCAAAAUUUAUUAUUAUUUGGACUUGAUCCUCGUAAAUUUCCGACUUUAUUCUUGGAAAUGUUCCAUUUUAAUGUCCGAAAUUUACAGCUCUGUUCUCGAUGGCUUUAACGGCAAAUUUACCACAGCACUCCUGUCAGUAUUUCACUUUGUUCUCCUGAAUUUAAAUCUUGGUCAUAAAAUCACAAGUAAAAGUACAACCCUAUUAUCGUAAACUCGUAACUCUCCACUAAUAUUCCCACUUCAUGGAUUUUAUUCCAGCUCUGUUCACCUAAAUUUAUGACCUAAAUCUCAAAAAGUGGAAACUGAAUUUUCUUAUUUUGCACCUCAGAUGUCUUCAUUCCCUAAAAUUUUGUCUUUUAUAACUUCUAUAACUUCUUUUCCUAAAUGUUCAACCUCACUGCUGAAUCGUUAUAAAAUCAUAACUUCUAUUAUUGUACUUUUUAUAUCUCUAAAUUUAUGAUUCCUUUUUCAUGAAUUUACAACCUGAAUCUCAUUUAGUUAAAACUUUAUUUCAUAAAUUUCGGACUGUUUUCUCAUAACUUAAUUUACCGCUUUACUCUGGCAAGGUCUUAUUUUCCUGAAUUUAUAAAUCAGUUUUCAAUAAUUUAAAACUUUUAUUUUGUAAAAGCAAAACUUUAUUCUCAGAAAUUUGAAACUUUUUCUGUCGCCAACUUAAUCCCUGUAAAUUUACAACUUUACUCACCCAAAUUUUUACUUUAUUCUCUCAAACGUACAACUCCGUUCUUGUAAAUUUUACCCAAAAUCUCAAAAAGUUAAAACUCGUGAUUUUCGUGGCUUCAUUCCCUUAAAACUCAUCGUCAUUUUUUGUGAAUUUUCUACAUUUUAAACUUCUUGAAAUUUUACAACAUUGUUUGUAAAUCUCCAAUUUUAAUCUUACAAAUCGAGACUUGAACCCUUUGACUGAGCGCCGACAGUAAACCCGUAAAAACUUCGUAUUCUGGCUUGAAUGUUCGUUACAUCCCGACUCUGACAUUAACAGGAAAUUGUCGUAUCUGCCUGAGCGUUUGUUUUAUGUUGUAACGUUUUUUCGACAGACGCACUUUGAAUUCACCAAAGAACACGAACUUUCUCUCAUCUCAUAGUUACGAUGUUUGUUUCUCAUGACUGCAGUUUAUUCGGGAUGUGAGGCGGUGAAGACACUCGAGUAUCAGGAUGUUUAGGAUUCAGUGAAGUCUCGUUAGUUUUGUUUGUUUUAUUUACAGUUUUAUAAACUCACAGUUUUGAGUCCUUUAGUUACAGAGGGAAGUGUUUGUAAAGAGUCACAUUUUGAAAACUUGGAUUUAUUAACUCUGAGGAAAAGGGUCUGCGGUGAUUUCAAAGUGUUUCUGUACCGUUUAAAGUGAACUGAGCCAAACUGAGCCGGACCAGACCGAACUGAACUUUAUCAUUUACCUGUAACUUUUAACGUAUUAACAGAAAAUAAACUUAAACUCAGAAUCAUUUAAUGUUUAAUUUUCCCCUAAGAUAUUAAAUGAUCUUCGACCAAUCAGAAUCAAGUAUUAGUUUGAUAUUCAGAGGUUGUAAUAUGUGGUUUAAUUUCCCUCGUUACCUUGACAACAGACAGUUUCAUCUGCAUGAACACCUGAAACGGCGUCCCUCAGGGUUCGACACUUGGUCCCCUUCUCUUUAUCUCAUUUUUAGGAGUUUGUUCUUGUCUCUGUUUUUCAUCCAUAAUAUUAACACUGAGAACUGAAAGAGGUCAAACUCCUGCGAAUGAAAAUCUCAUAAUACAACCGAAAGACCCAAAACAAAAGACUUUACUGUGAGCUUUUAAUGACUAUUUUAGUAUUUUUUUAAGGUAAAAACAGCAACACUGGGUCUUAUAAAUAUUCCCUGAAAAUAGGUAUCAUGUUUCGACCAAAUAACAUUUAAAAAAUCACUUUUUAUUCUUUCAAAGUCAGUAGAAAUCUGUGGUAAAGGAACUUUGUGUCAUUUCAAAUUAACUUCUUUAAUUGUGUGUUUUCUCGUGUUUCCUUAAAGCACCUUUAAAAUGACUUCAUGAAACCAGACUAUAAUAAUUCAAAUAAAACCUCAUUAAAUUUCUUAAAUUCACUCCAAAGUUUUUUUCACAUUAACAUUUUACCUGCUGACCAUGUCUGUCUAUAAAUAAUGACUGAUGUCCUAAAGGUUUAUGAAUUAUGUCAGACCAGGUGGUUCAGUAUUUAUUUCAAUUCAAGACUUUAAAGUGUUUUCUUGUUUAUUUGAAUUGUUGGAAAACUCUUUAUUUUGUUUUAUAAACUUACUGUUUUUGUAUCAUUCAUUUUAAGAGAUACUGGUGUUUUUACGGCGGCCCAGAAGGUCAACUGCACAAACAUUUUGUAUCCGCAAAAACAUUUCGUCAGUCACCAAAAACUUUUCAUGAAACACAAAAACAAAAUUUUUUCAUUAGUACAGCGACUGUUUCAAGAGAUAAUAAAAAGAUAUUAGAUGGACUGCUAAAACAUUUUAAAGAAGUUUAAAGAUUUUUCACAAUGCAAAAAUAUUUUACAAAAACUGUUUAACAAAAAGUAAAAACUUUUCUUUGUGUAUUCUAUAAAACUUUAACACAUUUUGGGAAAUUUUUAACAGUUCCAUAGCUUUCAAUAUAAUAAAAUAUUUUUGCAAUUUUUUUUAAAUAUUUUUUAGGAUUUUUUGUUGCAGAUUUUUUUGUUUGUUUAGUAAAACAUUCCUAAUGUUUGUAAAAUUUUAUGUCACAUGAUUUUUUUUUUUUUUUUAUGUGUCGUAAAAUGUUUUUCCAAUUGACCUCCAGGGCCACCGUACUCUACAGACUCCCGUUCAUGCCGACCUACUGUUGGGAUGUUUUCCUAAUCUGCGUUUCUUUUUUCUGUUAUCAGGCCUUAAAGCUGCUUCAGUCGCUUCUUGUUUUUAAACGAGCAAAUUUAAAAGUGUUUUUAACGUGUGUCUGAAAGUAAGUCUGCUCACUUCAUCGAACCCUGAUCAAGCCUGAGAAGAUAAAGUCUUCACAAAAGGAAACUAUAAAACCCCAAAUGUCCUGAGAACGAGCGCCUGCAGACAGCACUCAGGGCAAAGAUUCACCGUGUUCAGAGACGUGCAGAAGAGUUUCAUGAACCACAGAAAGUGUUUAAAGAGGGAGGGAUCUUUAUAUGCAACACACCUCAGCUUUAAGAGUCGACAUGGUCGCCCUGACAACAAAGUGGAACUGUUUUUACUUUGCCGUAUUUAAAAAAGCAGAACAUGUAACCUUUAAGAGACAAAGAGAAAGGCUACUGAAAACAGAUCCGUCUGUCAAAAUGAGUUUUCUGCUGCCGUCUCAGUUUUUGGUUUCUGAUUUAGACAGCUGCUGUAACUCUCCUCUUCUACUCUGCUGCUGCUGUGAUGUGCUUGUCGGCCUCCAGGGGGCAGCGUCUAGUCUGUUGCUCCAUGUGUGAUGGUUUUAGAAGAGGGACUGUGCAUCCACGGGCCAGAAUCAGAAAUGGUACUUUGUAUUUGUACAAUAUUCAAUAUUUAUAUAAACCUGAGACCAUAAAACACAUUUGGAUGUUUUGUUGUUUUUUUUUACUUCACUAAUCAGUUAUACUUGUGUGUGUGUGUGUGUGUGU